This is a messenger RNA of Parastagonospora nodorum SN15, 249 nucleotides long. RefSeq lists its product as hypothetical. NCBI's taxonomy places the organism in Eukaryota, Fungi, Ascomycota, Dothideomycetes, Pleosporales, Phaeosphaeriaceae. The coding region runs from base 1 to 249 and encodes 82 amino acids. The record is from RefSeq and is a predicted model, not a curated record. The transcript has 2 exons.
AUGCAAGGCCACAACAAUUUUGCACUGUCGACUUCCUAUAACACUUCGAAAUCGAAUCAUGUCAGGUCAAAAGUCUUACACAACGUCAGUGACAACAUUACAGACGGCAUGGAACAGCUGGCAUUUGUCUCGGGAGUCACUGUCUCAGGAAUUGCCGUUCACUCUCACCCCACGCCGUACCAAACCAAAUCACACAAUCGCGAUGCGCAGGUUGUCAAUAAGGAGAACUUCUACGUUGAUAACAGCUGA